Messenger RNA from Gastrolobium bilobum, 535 nucleotides. RefSeq lists its product as uncharacterized. NCBI's taxonomy places the organism in Eukaryota, Viridiplantae, Streptophyta, Magnoliopsida, Fabales, Fabaceae. The record is from RefSeq and is a predicted model, not a curated record. The transcript has 3 exons. The coding region runs from base 149 to 352 and encodes 67 amino acids.
UUGAGGAAUAAAAUGGGAAUAUUAGAAGAUUCCAGGAACCAAGACCAGUGGACAAUGUGCGUAUAAUAUUGUCAUCUUCCUCAAUCGAUGACUCUAGAAUUAGUAAGGCUUGCAGCGUGCUCUCCAUUUUCUCUCCUUUCCUUCAAAGAUGUCGGAACCACCCUUUAGACCACGAGAGAAGCUUAUUGAGAAGCAAAAGUAUUACCAGAGUAUCCAUAAACACACAUACUUGAAAGGGCCAUAUGAUAAGAUUACAUCUGUUGCAAUACCACUUGCUUUGGCAGCAUCUUCAUUGUUUCUGAUUGGACGAGGGAUCUAUAAUAUGUCAAAUGGAAUAGGAAAGAAAGAAUGACUUGGCAAUUUCAGAUUGAGGAGGUGGGUAUUUUGCAGCACAAACCUUGCAAAAUAUCCUCAAUAUGUACCACUGGUUUUCUUUGUAUUUAUGUUUGGUGCCUUAAUAAAUUUGCUUAGUUACAGACUCUGGUUACCAAUGGAGGUGUAGAACUUAAAUGAAAAUGGUUCUUUGUUUGUUUGA